Messenger RNA from Baudoinia panamericana UAMH 10762, 3190 nucleotides. RefSeq lists its product as uncharacterized. The coding region runs from base 264 to 2786 and encodes 840 amino acids. The record is from RefSeq and is a predicted model, not a curated record. The transcript has 2 exons. Lineage: Eukaryota; Fungi; Ascomycota; Dothideomycetes; Mycosphaerellales; Teratosphaeriaceae.
CCUGGGGUCUCGUGACUUGCAGAAGCUCUGAGCGUGUCGUGGAGGCUGCGUUCUGCGCAAUGAUGCGACGUCAGCCUUAUCCAGAUACAUUCUUCACUCUUUUAAUCACUCAUUGUAUUCGUCACGCUCAUCCUGCAACCUUUGUCAUAUUGUCGCUGCUGGGCAGCGGUUCAAUCAACUCCAUGCCACGCUAGAUGCCGGCGAAGGCAGGUGAUAUUUUCGGUGCGUACCUGUAAUGCAGAUCCGGCACGGUUCAGAAUGCGAUGGACGCUCAAGACCAUCUCCGAGCAUCGUACGCCAGUGGAAGCAGCUACUCCGGUUGGCGAUCAUCCUCGCCUAGUAGCCAGCCGCGAGACUCUUUAGCUUCGUGCAUUACAACAUAUAGCGAGUCUGCGUGCCAGACUCCCCCUCUCAGCCGCUGCUCCUCGGUAGCUUCUCUCCCAAUAACGCGAUAUGGAUCGCUAUCGACUGAGAGAUGCUUGACAACCGGCGCGCCACCGACCACACUGCGUCAGCAGGACGGACCGAGUCUACCAGCUCCGAUCGCACCUUUGCCACUCAAUCCAGCGCAUCCGCUGUCACGAGUGCGCCAGGAAGCGUCACCCGGGUUAUCGACGGACUCUCCAGCAUGUGUAUGUGAGCAUUGCGGAGCAACUUUCACGCGGUCCGCCAGUCUCACCUUGCGCGAACAUCUUAAAGCCUGUCCGUCUCUUGGCAAGGGUGAAUUGGCUUAUGAGUGUUCUGCUUGCUUUCGACUCUUCCCAAACCAUGCGCAGGCGGCGCAGCACAGGAAAGCCACGCACAAAGGUGUCCCGGCCAUCGUGGAGCUUCGCCUUCCUGGUAGGAGAGCGUUCACGAGCUGUUUCAGAGACAAGAUCUUCUACAGUAUUGACGAGUGGGUCAAGUGGAGCAUAGGUAAAGAAUGUCGCGCCAAGCGACGAUCGAUGCAAAGUGAUCACCGUCUCAGGCUCAAGACUCUACUGCAGGAAGGCAGAGAUGACGUGAGUGGGCAUACGGGCGUUCACAGAGCUGUUAUCGAGUGGUGUACUGCUCACGAUCUCGAGCUCGACGCAUGGCAGAGUAUUGUCAGAGUCCCCGUCACCGGAUGGACUCAGCAUGGCCGUCCAACUUCUGCUCAAGCGCUGGCUGACAAACUGGAUUGGGGACUGGUUGUUACCACGGAAGAAGAGCAGUGGCAAGCCCUCCAACAGUAUGGCAUGCCCUCAAUCAUUUCCACACCAGACACCGCGAGAGCUUUGAAGACUCUGGGCUUUCAGAUUCUCCAAGAGAUGCUGGACACGAUACUGACGCCACUUAUUAAGCUCUAUACUCCGAAGGCCACCGACUUCGUCUCGCUUAUAGCAUGCGCUCAAAACAGCACGGAGUACUAUGGUGCGCCAAUUGAUGCACUGCUGCCGCAGUAUCCCGCCUUAUUUGCUGGGGGGGCUGGACGACCAUCAGCGCAGGUCUCAGAAGCUGACGUUCUGCCAUUCGCGGGCCCUUCGGCUGAACAUCGUGGCGAGUGGCGUCGUACUGCGAGUGUUGCUCCGUUUCACCAAGGUGCUAUAUUGGCUUCCACCUUGCAACCUUACAACGCCUCCACAUUCGAGCGCACCGUGGAGAGCAACAAUGCCACUGCCGCUCAUGUGUUCAACGGUUGGUACACCAGCCAAGAGCACCAACUAUACCACCCUACCCAAGACGCAGCUUUCCAGUCGACGGUCUACGAACAUGUGGAUCCGAACCGCGCUGUCUCGCAACCAGUCCACAUAGUCACGACACAAUAUGAACCAGAUGUCGCUAUGACCCAGCGCAAGACAAAGAGGCCACCCUCCUUAGCAAGCAAAGAUCAUCCGGAUAGCUUCGCUCGAGCCAUUCCGGACCACGGACGAAGUACCACACCUCCCGAAAUGGCGCGACUGCACCUUUCGCAGCAUCAAGCAAUAACACAAGGCGACGAAGAAUCAGCACGACCUCUCGCACAUCCGCAUCAGGGGUUUGCGAUAAGCAGCACCUCCCAAUUGCGCAACCGUAGUGCAUUUCUAGGCGUCUCGAAUGCCUAUCACUUCGAGGAGCUACCCGCCGUCACCAAGCCGGAGGCUCCUGGCAAUGAACCAGCCAUGACUUCUGCCGUGGAGACCAAGACUGCGCAUGUCUAUCCACCCGAUGCAUCCGCAGCGCCUCCACAGAGGCCGACAGCACUUUUCGGCGAGAUCUUGAUGCCUGGUGCAUCAUCGUCCUUGCCAAUCAAACCCAAUGCAACCCAACAGACUUGUAACAACAUUUCCGACCGCGCAUGUUGCGCAGCCUCUUCUUCUCAAGGCGGUGAUGUUGUCCAGGCGGAACUACGCCUUUCGUCUGAGAUGCAACCUGAGCCUCAAGUUCCCUCUUUGACCUUCGCCGAGUGGUCUGAAAUAGUCGAUCGCUUACUCCCGCCUGGAGUGGACAAGAACGACAUCCCAAGAAUGCAAAGGACGCGCCGAGAGCUGAUCGCCGCCGGCGUCGUAAGCACCAAUCUCGAACUCAUGCGCAUCACCAGCAUCCUUACAACCUUCGCUUACAAUAUUGAACACUGGCGGCAGCAACAACGGCUUCGCGAGCAGCUGACACCGCAGGUACCGGUGGCAGAGUCUCACGAAGUGGUAGAGGAGAGACGGCAGAAGCAGAAGCGGCAAGGCAGGUUCUUUGACCCUUCUGCCGCCGAAUCCGUCCAGCAGGCACUGAACGGGCAGGCGCAGGACGCCGCUGUUAUUAUUGAACCGCCACUGAGUGAGCUGACCUCAUGAUGAUCGGUGGUUCGGGAACAACCACGAGGGGCGAAUUUAUUGUCACUUUACCGAACGCUGGCUUCCACCCUCAUUGUCGGCGACUGGCUCGCCUGACUCCAUGCUUAUUAGUUAUGCCUACCUGGUGAGCAGAGACCUCACGGUUGAGACGCGCACUUUUGUGAAUGAUGCACAAUGUUAGCGAGGCGUUGGUGGAGUGUUUUGAGUGGACCGGAUAAUAGAGCGAUGACCUUCCGCUUUGUACUGUGACAACAGAGAAUAGUGUCUCUCACGCAGAAAGUUCGAAAGAUAUAUGUCUACCGUAUCAAUCGCGUUGCCACGCCUUAUGCAGGUGCAUUCCCUUGCGACGAACGCACAGUACGCCAUUGGUGGCUUUUAGUGAAGUAGAGACAACCUAUGUCGGG